This is a messenger RNA of Prorocentrum cordatum, 237 nucleotides long. Lineage: Eukaryota; Dinophyceae; Prorocentrales; Prorocentraceae. The record is from the annotation of a GenBank genome assembly.
UUGCCGAAUGCGACUCACAGGCCGCUGAACGAGAUCCACUGCAUCAUGAUCGCGGGCCUGGGGUUCAGGGCCGCGAUCCACUGCGUCAUCGAGCGCAGCUUCCUUGAGCUGAAGUGCGUCUACUGCCUGAGCAAGACCGACCUCGAGUUCGAGGUCAAGUGCCAGCGCCAGCAGUCCUUCAUCCGCGAGUGCAUCGUCAACUCCACGUGCCCAGCCGUCUUCGCGGCGUCCUUCGCC